GGGGCCGAGCGCUCGGCCGGGCGGGAGCUCAGGAUGCUCGGGCAGCGCCGCGGGCCGGGCGGGCGCGAUGGAGCCGCCUGAGGGCUGGGACCCCUACGGGCGGCCGGCCCGGCGCACGCAGUGGCUGGUCAGCGCCCUCGCCUACCACUACGGGCUGGACCGCGGCGUGGAGAACGAGAUCGUCGUGCUGGCCACCGGCCUGGACCAGUACCUGCAGGAGAUCUUCCACCGCUUGGACUGCGCCGGUUCGGGCCGCAUCCCCGGCGAGGACUUCCGCACGCUGUGCCAGGUGCUGGGGCUGGAGGAGGCGGCGGAGCCCGAGGAGUGCGCGGAGCUGUGGGACGGGCUCUCGGCCGAGCUCACCUUCCGCCAGUUCCACGCGCGGCUCUGCGGCCACUUCAGCACCCGCGCGGGGCCGCGGCUGCCGCUGGGCCGGGAGAGCGAGCACAUCGAGACCCAGAUCCGCCUGCGCAGCCCCCGCCGCCGCCGCCGCAGCGACCCCGCCGGCCGCGGAGCCGCGGGCAGCGCCGAGCGGCGGCCGCCGGGGCCCCGCUCCCGAGAGUGCUACGAGGAGAUCGUGGCGCUGGAGCAGGCCGAGGACCGCAUGGCCAAGCUGGAGGAGGAGAACGGCAGCCUGCGGGAGCUGGUGGAGGACAUGCGCGCCGCCCUGCAGAGCAGCGAUGCGCGGUGCCUGGCGCUGCAGGUGGGACUGUGGAAGAGCCAUGCCAGCCAUAGAGAAGGAGGAUCCUGCUUCAUAGGGAGGAAGAGACCAUUAACACAGAAGCACUCCCAGACCAAGUGCCUCCAAAGUGUCCUGGAGGAAAUGGAGCUCAUGCGGAGCUCCAGGGAUGGGCAGAUUGAAGAAGCCAUCAGGUUCAGCCAGGAGCUGGAGAAGGAGCUGAAGAGCUCUCAGGAAGCUCUGGUCAGCCUGGAAGAUUGCAACCGUAACCUGAAGAGGGAGCAGGCAGAGACGAGGAGGAAGGUGGAAGAGGCCAGACACGCUGUCCUGAACAGUCUUGGCAAAGUGAAGGAGCUGGAAGUGAGAGCUAAGGAGGUGCCACAUCUGCAAAUACACAUCCAGCAGCUGGAAUCACAACUGCAGCACUACAGGUAGGUUGGAGUCUGACAAAAAGUGCCCAUAAAUUCAGUGUUGGGGCACAGGUGAGUUUGAGAAUCUCUGGUUGGGGCUUAUUAGAUGUCUCCAGAACACCUUGUAAAAUCUGGCCAGAGGGAAAUUAGAAGCUGCUCAUCCAUUUUCUUGGUAGGGGUCUUUAGGAGAUCUAGCAGUCUUCCAGGCCAAAGGGUG
Haemorhous mexicanus (house finch) is the source of this 1306-nucleotide messenger RNA. Its product is annotated as EF-hand and coiled-coil domain-containing protein 1-like. Bases 68 to 1114 code for a protein of 348 amino acids. Gene Ontology annotation, molecular function: calcium ion binding. Lineage: Eukaryota; Metazoa; Chordata; Aves; Passeriformes; Fringillidae. The record is from RefSeq and is a predicted model, not a curated record. The transcript is spliced from 2 exons.